GCCAACCCGUCGUAGGCAGCGGCCGUCGUCUGCGCCGGUGAGCGCUUCUUUUUGUUAAAAUCUGAGUCGCAGUCAUGUCCAGGUUCUUCGCUGCCAUGACCGUAGUCUCUGCUGCUGGUUACCAAGGUUUCAAUUCGGCGCUGGACCUGGGUUUCGUGCCGCUCCCGCCGGGGAAAUACGCCAGCACGGACCGCCACCGGUGGAGGAACGCAACCACGUCGUGUUUCAGCGCUUUCGUUCUGUCCGUCCUUGCUGUGUAUUGUCUGUUCACCAAGCCCAAACUCUUGCUAUAUAGCCAUACAUACUAUGCAAGCACUGCCGAAGCCAGUCUGGCUAUUGCAACCGGGUAUUUCUUGUACGACACGUGGGACAUUCUGAUCCACUCUGGCGUAUAUAAGAAGUGGGGCGUUCUUCUGCAUCACGUUCUUGUAGCUUUGUCAUACUACGUGAUGGCAACGUACCGGGCAGAAAUGGGCUUGGGAAUAAUAUCGCUGCUGCCCGAAAUCAGCGCCGUGUUCCUGCACUCUCGGCAGGUUUUGCUGAUCUACGGGUUCUCCAAAGACUCCUCCCUCUACCGCGUGCACCGUGUCCUCAACAUCGCGACGGCCAUCACAUGUCGCCUGGCGCCCAUAGUGUUCAACUGCUACCUGGCGGCAACCGGCGUCCACCCGGAGAUGCCGCGGGCGUUGGCGUUCCUGGCUCCCUUGAUCCCACCGGUGAUCUUGGCCAUCAACAGCACGAUGAUCUGGCGACUACUUCACAGUGACUUCCUGAGCACUAAGAUCGAAAAAGUUGACUUCAUCAUGGAGAACUGACGACAGAUCGUAGCCUCCGUGAGACCCUCUAAAAAGCAUGGAAUCCUCCAUUCUUCUAAGAUUUGUUCAUAGGGUCAACUGCCCGAAACUCGUCUUACUUCGUGGCAAAUCCUACGAUUGGAGACGGGACCACUACUAAUAACGUCUGCAGAGUCGUUACGUUUGCGAACGAGCAAAAUGCAGUUCCCACCAAAGGAGCCGCCAUUGCUAAGUAGUUGCGCCCCCUCUUUGAUACAUUUAGGCCUCACAGAAACCCCCCCCCCGUGCAUUCAAAGACAGUCUAAGUUUCACAAUAUUAUUAAAUCCCAUAAUCGUGUUGUAAGUCCCAGAUUGCACAAUCCCUUCAUUGGCAUGUAGCCGACUUGGCAGAAACCACAGCUGUGGCCCACUUGUGAACAAAGUAGACUUUUUAAAGUUUCUCCCUAUUUCGGGUGGAAAUAUUUUAUCUCACACUAUACAUGUACAUGUCGUCAGGGGAUUUUCCUUGAAUUGGGACAGUGCACCCAUGGACCGGAGCUGCUCUGUGAUCCUUCCACAGUGUCUUUCCAUGGUGGGUGGGAGUGCGUGCGGCCAGGCACCAUGCGAUGCCAUUGCCAAGAGACAUGCAUAAUUCAUGUUUCGCAGUGACGCCAGAUGACCCAAGGAGCCAAUUAAUAGUGACGUAAGUGUAAAUCAUCAUAAGUACAAGUGCCCCUCCGGAUGUGAAACUUUCUGAACAGAAGUAACAGAACGCGUUCGAGUGAAUCGAAUGUAUUUUAAAGGCGGAUGAAAUAAGAUGUGUGAUGAAAUGCAUGUGCCAGUUCGAAACCUAUGUUUUAUGUCGGGGAAAAUGAGUUCGAACGACGGGGAUGGUUUGUUCGUAAAACUUCAUUCGGUUUGGAAAUGUACAUUCGACGUUUAACAACACCUUUUUAAUGUAUCAGAUUUAAAAACAUUUAAAAGACUUCUGUGAGCCUACCUGCAACUCAAGUCAUGUCUAAUUUGGGGUAUACAGCAGAUU
Acanthaster planci (crown-of-thorns starfish) is the source of this 1815-nucleotide messenger RNA. RefSeq names its product TLC domain-containing protein 2-like. The record is from RefSeq and is a predicted model, not a curated record. NCBI's taxonomy places the organism in Eukaryota, Metazoa, Echinodermata, Asteroidea, Valvatida, Acanthasteridae.